Messenger RNA from Cydia fagiglandana, 1281 nucleotides. Its product is annotated as alpha-(1,3)-fucosyltransferase C-like. The record is from RefSeq and is a predicted model, not a curated record. Gene Ontology annotation, molecular function: fucosyltransferase activity. The transcript has 2 exons. Bases 34 to 1281 code for a protein of 415 amino acids. Gene Ontology annotation, cellular component: membrane. Lineage: Eukaryota; Metazoa; Arthropoda; Insecta; Lepidoptera; Tortricidae.
AGUACCUACCUAUAUAGCACGGUGAAAGACAUUAUGCUGCCGUUCAGCAAAACACUUUUAUUUCUUUACAUUUGGAUAACCAUCAAACCAUUGACGAUGACAGCUAAUAUAACGAAGUUCUUACUAAUAUGGACGAAUACUAAAGAAUAUACACACAAUAGAGUAAUUAAUACAAGACGUGUAGACGGACAACCCAUGUUAACUGAAUUUAACAUGUUUAUUGAAAGUAAUUGUACGUUUCAAAAUUGCUACCUCACAGAUGAUAAAGAUUUCUUUGGCAAAGGAAAUGUAAGUAGAUUCGACGCUAUACUAUUCAACGGACAUAACAUUGAUAUGUUCAAAGAUGAUCUCCCUGAAAUAGAUCCAAAUCAGUCAUUGACCAAUCAGCCAAAAUACAUUUUCGUAUUCGCCGAACCUUUUUGUAACCUCACAGUAAAGGAUUGCAAGGAGAUAAAACCAGUUUGCAGUGAUGUAUUUGAUGGCUUCUUUCAUUUGACAGCAACUUUUAAGGAUACUUCAGAUAUAGAGAUCUCUUCGGAAGCGAACAGUCUUCGGCAAAAAAUGUUUACGGCUUGCAAACAUCGUAUUGGACGCGAACAGUUACCGGAUUUAAGUAAAAAGAAUAAAGCUGUUGUUUGGUUUGUAUCAAACUGCACCGACAGGGAGAAACAAUUUGAAUACGUCACAGAAUUGAAAAAAUCUCUUGCAACGUACGGUCAAACUUUAGAUAUUUAUGGUUGCGGAGAGAACUCCAAUUCGCCAAAAGAAAAAAGGAAGGAAAAUGAUUUGUUGAGAGAUGAAUACUUUUUCUAUUUAGAUUUUGAACCGUUUGAUAAUGUACUUAAUCAAUGCCCACUAGCACAGAACAGCGUUCCGAUUGUGGACGGUCUUGAAAAUUAUUUCAGAAUUUUGCCGCUGGGAACCUACCUCAACGCUCGAAAAUAUAAGCCCGAAAGUCUUGCCGCCUUAAUAGCAUACCAUGUUAACAACCCCGAUCAAUAUAGAGAUUUCUAUAACAACAGAGAUUACGAAGCCCUGUACAUCCCACCAAACGCGCGUGCGUACCAUUGUCAGCUUUGUGCAGCCAUGAAUAACAAGGAGCUUAUGGCAAGGGAAGACAGGCAUAAAUCAUUUCGGUUGUGGUGGAAUUCAGAGUAUGACGAAUUGUGUGAGGCUCGCCACUCACCUCCAAGAGAACCAUCUAACGAAACUUUAUCCAAUACUACCAUGUCUACUUUUGAUACCGAAACCUUACCCUUACCCUUACCCACUGAAAUAUAA